Messenger RNA from Rhea pennata, 2126 nucleotides. RefSeq names its product programmed cell death 10 (gene PDCD10). The transcript has 9 exons. Bases 405 to 1043 code for a protein of 212 amino acids. The record is from RefSeq and is a predicted model, not a curated record. Gene Ontology annotation, cellular component: FAR/SIP/STRIPAK complex. Gene Ontology annotation, molecular function: protein kinase binding. Lineage: Eukaryota; Metazoa; Chordata; Aves; Rheiformes; Rheidae. Gene Ontology annotation, biological process: positive regulation of MAP kinase activity; regulation of Golgi organization.
CUGGAGUGUGGUAACGGCGGCGGCGGGCGGACGCUUCCUGCUCGCGGGCACUUCCGGCGCGGCGGCGAAGCGCACUGAGGAGCGCGGGGGGUCGGCGGGGCGAGGCGAGGCGCACGUGAUCGCUCCAUGUUGGAGAGGAUGAGCUGGACUGGGUGGAGAACUUCCAAAAACUAGGUUCAGUUACUGGAACAAUUUCCUAUUGAAUUAACAUAGCUGUUGACACACCCUGAAUGGAAACAAGACUUCUGCUUAUAUGAAAACAAAGAUGUAGUAUUCAGACCUCAAACGGGAUGAUAUACUUUUAAAGUUCUUUAUUCUUACACAACGAGGAAAAAGAGGAAACGCUUCAGUGAAUGAGGAGUUUUAUGCUUCUAUAGCAUAUUUCUUGAGAAGUGGGUCUUUGAAUGAGGAUGACAAUGGAAGAGAUGAAGAAUGAAGCAGAGACCACUUCUAUGGUUUCCAUGCCACUUUAUGCUGUAAUGUACCCUGUCUUCAAUGAGCUAGAAAGAGUAAAUCUAUCUGCAGCUCAGACACUGAGAGCAGCUUUUAUUAAGGCUGAAAAAGAAAAUCCAGGUCUCACACAGGACAUAAUCAUGAAAAUUCUGGAGAAAAAAAGCGUGGAUGUGAACUUCACAGAAUCUCUUCUGCGUAUGGCAGCUGAUGAUGUAGAAGAAUAUAUGAUUGAAAGACCAGAACCGGAAUUCCAAGACCUGAAUGAAAAGGCACGAGCACUUAAACAGAUUCUUAGCAAGAUUCCUGAUGAGAUAAAUGACAGAGUGAGGUUUCUUCAGACAAUCAAGGACAUCGCGAGUGCAAUAAAGGAACUUCUUGACACAGUAAAUAAUGUCUUCAAGAAAUAUCAAUACCAGAACCGGAGGGCACUUGAGCACCAAAAGAAAGAGUUUGUAAAAUACUCCAAAAGUUUCAGUGAUACUCUGAAAACCUAUUUUAAAGAUGGAAAGGCAAUAAAUGUGUUCAUAAGUGCCAACCGACUAAUUCAUCAAACCAACUUGAUACUCCAGACCUUCAAAACUGUGGCCUGAAAACUGUAUAUGUUGAGUUGUACUUUUCAAUGGUGGAUAGGGUACCUUUAUAUGUAAAUUUUAAAGUUUUGACUGUAUAAAUUAUCAGCCUCCCUUGAAGGGGCCUAAUGCAGGAUUUUGAAUGGGAUUAUUGCCAUCUUACACCAUAUUUUUGUAAAACAUUGUAGCUUAAUCAUAAUCUCACAAUGAAGAUUUUGCAUCACUUUUUGCUAUUAUCAUUCUUUUCAGAAUUAUAAGCCAAAAGAAUUUACGCCUUAAUGUGUCAUUAUGUAACAUUCCUUAUAAGAAUUGUAAAUAUUUGGUGUUCUGUUUCUGACAUUUUAACUUGAAAGCAGAAAAACUGCAAGAUUAUGUAUUUAACAAUAUUGGUGGCAAAUAUUCAAUAAAUAGUUUACAUCUGUUAGACUGUCCUUUUGUAUGUGAACAGAAAUGCUUACUGCAGAAUAUUGAUUAAAUGGAAGAAAUUCAAAUUAUUUGGGUGCUUAAGGCCUUUGGCAGUUUAGAUCAGUAUAAAAGUGAAUUUUUUUUAAAGCUGAGAUUUUGACUGUCAUCCAAUAUUAGACCAGAACACCUGAAAAAUUAUAUUAAAAUAUCUUUGGCAAAAUUAUAAAGAAUGCCAGAAGUGAGGUGUGUAUUUUGUUUUUGAUAGAUAUUAAUCCCACUUUAAUCUUUUGUUGGUGGCAGAUUAGCAGGCUUUGCUCCUAGAAUAUUUCAGGAUUUUGAGUACAGAAUUACUUUUUAAACAUAUGUAUCUGAGUGUGCAGCAAAGGGUCCAAUUCAAUAUUUUGAGACAACAAAUUUUUUAAUUGGUACCCUUUUGGCAGCAGGGGGCCUCUUCUGGGUAACGCCAGUGAUGUUUCUGCUAUGUAUGCCAUAGAAGGCACUUUUUUUAAAUUUAAAUCAUGUGAGACCUAGAUUGUUAAAUUUCACUGUUACGCAGAUGAUGAAGAACUGCUGAUGGACAAAGACUCAAAUCUUACCACUCCAGUUGCAUGGCAAUAUGCCACUUACUCUACUGAAUAUUGCAUGCCCCUUCAAAAUGCAAAUUGAGUUUAUUUCGAAAUACAAAGAAUCUUCAUAGAA